Oldenlandia corymbosa var. corymbosa is the source of this 1355-nucleotide messenger RNA. The record is from the annotation of a GenBank genome assembly. NCBI's taxonomy places the organism in Eukaryota, Viridiplantae, Streptophyta, Magnoliopsida, Gentianales, Rubiaceae.
CCAAAAAUCCUCCCUUUUGGAUGCUAUAAAGAGGUGCCAAAGCCACAUUCCAAAGCCCUCACACUUUCUUUACUCAAAACACCUCUAUUGUCUUUUAAUUUCUCUCUAGUUUUUGUGCGUCUUUUCUGGUUGCCUCUACUUCACUUCAUUUCUUCAAUUGAUCAUACACACAAACGUAAGAGAGAGCUAUGGGUAGUGAAGCUGUUGAGUAUUUUGAUUGCGAUUGCUUGAUCUCCAACAAAGUUCAUUGUGAUUUACCAAAAUCCAAUCACCUUGGUGGUUUGUUAUCAAUGGAGGAUUUGAAUCAUUUUCAUGAUGAUGAUGCCUCUAAUUGGUUUGAGGAAGAGCUUGAUGAUGACUUGAAAUGGUCAUUUGCUUUGAACAGGGUUUUGCACAAGGGGACAAGCGUAUAUCAGGAUAUAGCACUUUUGGACACUAAGAAAUUUGGCAAAGUAUAGUACUUAUUUCCUCGUCACUUAAUUUCAACUAUUCAUUGUUGGAAUCGAGAAUGAACACAUAUUUUGACAAUAAUUAAUUUAUUCUUUCAAUUUGGAUAACAGGUUUUGGUGAUUGAUGGGAAGAUGCAGAGUGCAGAAGUGGAUGAAUUUAUUUAUCAUGAAUGUUUGAUUCAUCCAGCUCUCUUAUGCCACCCAAAUCCAAAAACAGUGUUCAUAAUGGGAGGAGGUGAAGGGUCGGCCGCCAGGGAAGCACUGAGACACAAAUCCAUCGAAAAAGUGGUCAUGUGUGAUAUUGAUCAGGAGGUGGUUGAUUUUUGCAGAAGAUAUCUAACAGCAAAUCAUGAGGCAUUCCGAAACACUAAGCUUCAUUUAGUCAUCAAUGAUGCCAAAGCCGAAUUAGAGGCGAGGAAGGAAAAAUUCGAUAUAAUAGUAGGAGAUUUGGCCGAUCCAGUUGAAGGCGGACCUUGUUAUCAGCUCUACACAAAGUCAUUCUAUGAAAACAUUCUCAAGCCUAAGCUUAAUGACAAUGGCAUCUUCGUUACUCAGGCUGGUCCAGCAGGAGUGUUCACUCAUAAGGAAGUAUUUUCAUCAAUCUACAACACCAUCAAACAAGUCUUCAAAUAUGUUCUUGCUUACACAGCUCAUGUACCAUCUUUUGCUGAUACUUGGGGAUGGGUCAUUGCCUCAGACCAGCCAUUUUGCCUUGAUGCUGGGAAGAUAGACAAAAAAAUGGCUGAAAAAAUUGAUGGAGAACUCCUCUACCUAAGCGGUGCCUCCUUUUUCUCCUCAACUAUCUUGAAUAAAACUGUUGCCAAAACAUUGAAGAAUGAAACUCAUGUUUACACUGAGGAGGAUGCAAGGUUUAUUCAUGGUCAUGGCGUCGCUUAUCGGAUUUAA